GCGGUUGAUCGUAGAACACAAAACAACGCUUGCCUCUGCACUGACUCCUUUGAGAAAAACAUCAUUUUCAUUCAGCUUUCUAGUUCUUCUGUCAUCGAUAUUCUGCUUGAUACUGUGAUAGAUGAAAUCAGCCAUCAUGAAUUUAAUUCUAUCAUCCAGCAUCGGCAUCAUAGCAUUUGUGAUGCUAGUGAACGCUGCCCCACCAAACUGCAAAGGUGACUGCGAACAGAAUCACAAGGAACCCAAGCAGGACUGGGGCUAUGUCGGUGUCCGACCUAAGGCCAACAUGUUCUGGUGGCUCUACUACUCCACCCAGCAACCCUUCAGCUCCGUGCCGUUGGUUCUCUGGCUACAGGGAGGUCCAGGAGGAUCCUCCACAGGGUUUGGUAAUUUCCAGGAGAUCGGACCGCUCGAUGUCAACCAGAAUCCUAGAAACACCACUUGGGUUUCUGUCGCUAACAUACUCUAUAUCGACAACCCUGUUGGAACUGGCUACAGUUAUGUCACAGACUCAUCUGCUUAUACAACAAAUGUCAGCCAGAUUGCAGAUGAUCUAGUCACCUGUAUCACUGCUUUCUUCAACAAACUACCUCAAUUUCAGAAAAUUCCCUUCUACAUAUUUUCUGAGUCAUAUGGUGGGAAAAUGACAGCUGCAUUCAGUCAAAAACUCCUGCAGGCCAUUCAAGCUGGUAAAGUUAGCGCUGAUUUCAAGGGCUUUGCCAUGGGAGACUCCUGGAUCUCACCUGUUGAUUAUGUGAUGACAUGGGGGCCAUACCUGAAGGCAACAUCUUUGCUAGACUCUGUUGGCUUUGCGGCCGUGCAGGAUGUUGCAGAGAGGACUAAAGAAGCCUUUGACCAAGGGAACUACAGUCGAUCCACCGAGCUAUGGGGUGAGGCAGAAAAUGUGAUUGAAACGUAUUCAGACGAUGUGAAUUUCUACAACAUCUUGGAGCACAAUGUUCCAGAUGAAAAUGCAAAGGGUGGUUCCCCUAUUGAACAAUUGAGACGGCGUCACCUGGAUGUCUAUCAGAACGACGCCCUGAGUGCGCUCAUGAACGGACCACUCAAGAAGAAACUUGGUAUCCCUGACAGUGUGACAUGGGGAGGACAAGCCGGAGAAGUAUUUACUCAGCAGAGUGAGGACUUCAUGAAGCCGGUCAUCAGUAUUGUUGAUGACCUCAUUACAAACUCAGAUCUACGUGUGAUUGUCUACAAUGGCCAGUUGGAUCUUAUCUGUGACACACCUGGCACUGAAUUAUGGGUACAGAAACUCACCUGGCCGGGGCUGGUGCAUUUCAACAGCACAACAUGGACGCCUGAGUAUGUCAAGUCGAAACAAGGAGACACAGCUUACUUCUACAAGAGCUAUGAGAACUUUGCUUUCUUCUGGAUAAUGAAGGCGGGCCACAUGGUCCCAGCCGAUGCCGGUGAAGCGGCCCUCUCGAUGUUAGAGUCUAUCAUUGACUCUGGCAAGAAAUAAGCUCAUCAAGGACAAAACUGUUCCGCUGGAACAUUAUCCGUUGAUUGCUGAGCGUGAGGAACCGAGUUUUAAACACUCUCUAAUUAAAUUGAAUCCGUCUCAUGUGGGUUAGUGAAGAACAAAAAUUGUAAUGGUAUUUUAACUUUUUAGAAAAAAUGAUGUAUAUGUUUUAAUAAUGCAAGUGUUGAUUUUUUAAAUUGAAUUUGUUUUAUUAGCACUCACCUUUUAUACUCAGGUUUUGUAAAAAUACAUGGAAAAAAUAAAGCACAUUGAAAUAAUCAUACCUAAAAAUCACAAAUACAAAUGAGUGACAAUUUUCCAUCAUAUGCUUUUUUUUUGUCCAUUAUUAUUUUGAAUAGAAAGUUUGUUCCACGGUAUCUAACCUAACAUUUCAUGAACUUUUUUUGAACUUUUAGAAGAUUUAGAAGUCAUUCUUAUCUAAGAAUAUUUGAAACAAUGAAAAAUAUGAUGGGUUUUAACCUGCACUGUAAGGGAUAAAUAUCCCUCACUCAAGUAAAUCAAUCUAAAGCGUUCUUUGUUGAU
This is a messenger RNA of Strongylocentrotus purpuratus (purple sea urchin), 2023 nucleotides long. RefSeq names its product retinoid-inducible serine carboxypeptidase (gene scpep1). Gene Ontology annotation, biological process: proteolysis. The transcript has 14 exons. Gene Ontology annotation, molecular function: serine-type carboxypeptidase activity. Bases 122 to 1480 code for a protein of 452 amino acids. Lineage: Eukaryota; Metazoa; Echinodermata; Echinoidea; Camarodonta; Strongylocentrotidae. The record is from RefSeq and is a predicted model, not a curated record.